AUGCCGAAAAAGGUGCUGACAAGAGUUGACGAUGAAGGUCAAAGCAAAAUGGUAACCAAGAAGAUAACAAACAUUAGAGACGGUGAGGAUCAAAUCAAGAUGCCAACAAAGAAUUCCAACGAAGAAAAUCAUAUAGUCAAGAUGAAAGCCAUUGAACAUAAAGAUCACGGUGGGAAGAAGCCGUCUAGGAAGAAGGUGCCAAUGAAGAAAUCAAAGGUGGAGGGUGAUAAAGUCAAGAUAAAUACCAAUGACGCUGAGGGUCAAAGCAAGAAGCUGACCAAUAAGAUGCCGAUGAAGGAAUCGAAUGAAGAAGAUGCCAACGAAGAAGAACAUAAGAUUGAGUCUCUUAUCCCUACUAUGACUUUAGAUGAAUUCUUCGAAAAAUAUGGGAUAUCAUUAGAUGAAAAUGAUGAAGAAUAUGAAUAUGAUUAUGAUGAUCUCAAUCCAACCGUUGGUGAUAGUAGUGACAGUCAACUCGGUACCAAAAAGAAAAAAGUCCGUGGUCCCACCCAACUCAAGCAUAUUCAUGCUUUGGAGACACAAAUAGAGUUAACAUGGUACAAUGGCAAACCCAUAGGCCCAACAAAGACACAGGUUCAAUUGUUUAGUCGGUUCUUGGGAACACUUGCAAGAAACUCUAAUUUGGUCACGUUGUUAUAUACUAAUUGGCAAGUUGUGUCCAGUGAGACUAAAACUUCAUUGUUGGAUUAUGCAAAGUCUAAAUAUAACAUUCCUAGUGAUGCUGAGCCUUGGGUGAUAAAUACCAUUGGAGAGGCAUGGAAGCAAUUUAAGAAACGCAUAAAGAAAUAUCACUAUACACCCUAUAACUCAUUUAGAAAGAUGAUGAAAAAUCGUCCAAUGACUGUACCUGAACUGCAUUUUCGAAAAUUAGUUCAAUUUUGGAGGCUUGAUAUCAUCAAAGUAAGUUAUUUUCACAACUCUCUUAGCUUUAAUGAUGGUAUCAUGUAUUUAACUAACUCUAUGUAA
This is a messenger RNA of Arachis ipaensis, 987 nucleotides long. RefSeq lists its product as uncharacterized. Lineage: Eukaryota; Viridiplantae; Streptophyta; Magnoliopsida; Fabales; Fabaceae. The record is from RefSeq and is a predicted model, not a curated record.